AUGCUUCAGCAGUUUAUUAAUUCCUUGCAUGCCAGAGCCUCAAAGAGAAAAUCAAUAGUUUGCAAAGCCCCCCUAACGAAUCCUGCUAACUGGGUUCUAUCACAUAAUGCGUUAUUGAUUGUGAGACUCUGCUUAUUUCCCACUGCUGCAACGUGUGUGCGUUCUGCGGAAAAGAGGAUCCCAACAUCCCAAAAGAAAACUGUUUUUCAACGUCGCUGUGGCAACGGCUGGCACUGUGGGAUGGCUGCCUCCAGGGCCAGCUUUUACCAUUCGUGCCUAAAAGUGCCAGUGCACCCUGGCACCAAAAUGCCUUCGCCCGGCUACGAGCGACCUUCUCUGAUGUCUGACUCGCCCUCUCCUGCCAGAGGCCACUCCAGGUCGUCUAAAAUCAUGUCCAGAACGUCCUCCGCAAGCUGCCCCCGUUCUAGAGCAUCUUCCGCUCGGAUCACCAGACCGCCCAGUGCUGAUAAGUCCACUGAUUUAUUGGCAGGGCUCGCGCCCGUAUUAAAGUUUUAUGAAUCUAUUCCCGACUACAAUGAUCUCAAUCACUUGGACGACAAAGACUUCUACGCGCGGGUCAGAGAACUGCGCUUCUUGCAACGUAAUUAUAUCAGUUCGAUGAGGGAUCCAAACUCGAACAAAAGCGUGUCAGCAAAUUGGAAAGAUGGCCUGCAGGGAAGUAAAUGCCCAAUCAACACAAGCAGAGCGGCAACUCCGUACAGUGCUUCAAGUUCAUCUUUGCGCACAGGCAGCCCGUGGGCGAAAAUCGCUUGGGGCCAGAUGGCGAAUUGCAAAGCCACUGAUGAGGUUUUCAGUUCAACUAUUUCGUCACCACUCUCUUCCCCUCAGAGAACUAACAAAAAGCGCCCCCCAAAAGGAAGGCGAAGGGCCAAAAACCCCUCCAGUAGGCAGAGCAUCAGCAGGUGCGCCUGGCAAGACUCCUUUGAGCUCCUGUCGGAAUCCGAGGAUGAAAUAAUAAAACAAGCUGCAGAAAGAGCGCGCACAAAGAAUGUGGCUUGGCGCGAGCCUCAGUUCACGGUGCCAAAACCGUUUCGAAUGACCAAAAGGGAGGAGGAAGAGCACCUGUACCAGCAACUACGGCGCGACCUACUGCUGUCCCCAGCAAGCCCUCCAACCUCCAGGAGAACUCCGUCCCCUGUCAAAGGCUAUGAAGUGCCUCUUACCUCUCGAUUACCAAUGUACCACGCGAUUUUGCUUGAGCAGGAGAAGCGCCGCGAAAGACAAAAGCGGAAGAGUAAGGCCAGGUUAUUGGCCAAAGUGAAACCCUUCAGCUUUGACCUUUCGCCGAGAAGGAGCGUUAGUCCUCUGCGGAAGAACUGGAAGUCACUGCCUGAAUUGAGGGAGCUUGAGCACGAGCGUCCAUGCAGAAGUGUGUUUAAGGCGACGCCAAUGCCUUGGCAGAUAUAUGGCAUUGAGGCAGAAAUCAGGCGACAAGAGGAGGAAUACUUGAGACAACUGAGGAAGCAAGUCCGAGCAGAAGAACUGUUAGCGCAAUCUUGUCUUCCCAGCUCGAUGCAGAAGUACAACAGAUGCAGGUCCUUGAGCCCUGAGACGAGAUUAUCAAGAGCGAGUUCAGCUGUUGAAGAGCACAACCCCAGGAAGUACAGGUCUCCUUACGCCAGCACCUCGAACAGUCGCACUGCCAGCAGAGUGUCUUCGGCCCGACGAGCAUCUCCCAUCAGGAACAACCUGGCUGCUGUACUAAGGAUAGAGUCUUGCAGCAGGCGGCGUGCAGAGCGCGAGGCGGCCCUCCGCCUGGAAGAAGCUCGACAGCUGGAAGAAGUGAAGACCAGAGCAAAGGUGAUGCGUCGGCGGCCGGCGUGGAGGAGAAUGGCCAACGUCAGCGCCAGAAGGGAUUUGGCUCUGAGGACAGAGGUGCGCAGAGAGGAGGAGAGAAGCAGAAGGGACGAGCACGCUCGACACAUGGGCAGCAUGAUGAACCGGGUUCUUGAAAUUCCAACGCUCUUUGAAAGGCAACAGCAGGAGGGGCUGCGUUACAAAUUAUUGGAGGCAAAAGCUAAGGAAGGUCAGCGCCGGAAACAACAUGAACUGCGAAAGCAUAGAAUAAGCUUUUCCCCUGAGGAUGAGAAAAAAGAUGACGAACCAGAAUUUGAGGGCAAAGACGAAGAAAAUAGAAGGGAUUGCGAAGAAAUAGAAGAAGAGCUGGAACAUUAAAAAAUGUAAACUAGCCAAAUCGUAAUUUGUUGUCUGUUUUGUAUUUGUAAACUUAAAAACUACAAUAUUAUGCUGCAUGAUGUAAAUGGAGUUAAAUACAAAAAUGUCUUGUGAUGCUUUCAAUGAACCUCUCAAUUCAACACACAAUAAUAAAAUAAAAUCAAAUGAAUUAAAAACUAGCAAUUCAUUUUUAUCUCAAUAGGGAAGACUGUCUAAUUUCCGUUGUACUUUGUACACGACGGUCGUGAGCAAUUAUUAAUCGGCCUAUGAAUAAAUUAUUGGUGAGAUGAAUCACAACCCAAACCUCUCUAGCGCACUAAUCAACAGUAUUAUAAUGUAGUCCUUGCUGGUACUUGUUAAUCCCGAAUGUUAUCCAGGAUCCACUCAGCAAAUGAGGAGACCCUUGUGGCUAUGGCUGGCGGCGCAUUCAAACCACACUCGUCUGGGCCGUGCGACACGAUUCCCAACUGCAUGUAGACGGGUAUCUCAGUCAGAGCGCCGUAUCCGAGCGUCAGAAGCAUCAGCGGUCCACCGGUGUCACCUUGGCACGCGGUUGAGCUCUGGUAAGUUGAAUUCGCGCAGAUCUGUGUAUCUGCGAUUUUACUGUGCAGUGGUUUCACCUUGAAUAAUAAAAGUUAAUACACGUUAGUGUCUGCACAAAGAGCUCAAAAGUUCGAGGGGUUUGCAUGUCUAUAUACCUGCAAACUACCACAGUCUCUGUUUGUAACCAAGUUGAGCUCAGCCUCCAGCAAAAUGGGCGAAUGGGGUUUGCUCACUGCAAAAAUAAAUGUGACGAAUUGUGAUACAAAUCAAUUAUAUGGUUAAGCGCUAACCUGAGUGUGUGAGACCCCAUCCAAUAGUUCUCAGCUUUAUCCUUGAAUAGUUAUUCACAACAUCAACUUCUUGUUUCAAGGGGAUGCAAAUAGGGCGGAUAUAUG
Molecule: messenger RNA, 3134 nt
Organism: Cloeon dipterum
Lineage: Eukaryota; Metazoa; Arthropoda; Insecta; Ephemeroptera; Baetidae
Product: protein FAM161A-like
Exons: 9
Coding region: 1-2196 (731 amino acids)
Biological process (GO): cilium organization
Cellular component (GO): cilium
Source: RefSeq, a predicted model, not a curated record